Brassica oleracea var. oleracea is the source of this 399-nucleotide messenger RNA. RefSeq lists its product as uncharacterized. Gene Ontology annotation, molecular function: nucleic acid binding; RNA-DNA hybrid ribonuclease activity. The transcript has a single exon. Bases 1 to 399 code for a protein of 132 amino acids. Lineage: Eukaryota; Viridiplantae; Streptophyta; Magnoliopsida; Brassicales; Brassicaceae. The record is from RefSeq and is a predicted model, not a curated record.
AUGGAAGAGGAGCUGCAAACCGAAGAACAGGCUCAGCCACAUACAAGCUGCCCUCCACUUUGGAGCUGUCAAACCGACGCAUCAUGGAUAAACAAAGACGAGAGAGCAGGCCUGGGUUUUGUGGUUAUGAAUGCAGGUAACCCGAUGCUGUAUGGAGCAAGAGAACUAACCAGAGCGACCUCCUCCCUUCAUGCAGAAGCCGAAGGUCUUAUAUGGGCAAUGCAAGAAGUUUUAAAAACAAGGAACAGAAGCAUACAAUUUGAGCUGGACUGCGAGCAACUCGUAAAGCUGAUACAAAGUGAAGAAGAUUGGCCCUCCAUGGCAGCUGAAAUUGAUGAGUCAAAGCUCUGUUGCUGGCAUUUCUGGAAAUAUCCAUCAUUCAUAUUCCAAGAUCUUUGA